AUGUUUCCCUGUCUGCACCUCGGUGACCUCUCACAAAACAGCACGCACUUCUGGGGCCCAGUAGCCAACUGGGGGCUCCCCAUCGCCGCCAUCAAUGACAUGAAAAAGUCCCCGGAGAUCAUCAGUGGGCGGAUGACGUUCGCCCUCUGCUGUUACUCGCUGACGUUCAUGAGAUUUGCCUACAAGGUGCAGCCUCGCAACUGGCUCCUGUUCGUGUGCCAUGCCACCAACGAGGUGGCCCAGCUCAUCCAGGGCGGGCGGCUCAUCAGAUACAAGAUGAAGGAGAAGGCAUCAGCGUAA
Molecule: messenger RNA, 300 nt
Organism: Pipistrellus nathusii (Nathusius's pipistrelle)
Lineage: Eukaryota; Metazoa; Chordata; Mammalia; Chiroptera; Vespertilionidae
Source: the annotation of a GenBank genome assembly